AUGAUGGUGAAGCGUAUUCAACACCACCCAUCCAUCGCCCUUUGGGCCGGUAACAACGAGAAUGAGCAAGGUCUGGCCGGUUGGUGGAAACCACAUUUGCCACAAUACGACGCCGACUAUCGCGCCCUAUAUAUCGGAACCAUUGGAAAGAUACUGUCGACCGAAGACACAACUCGUCCGUACGCGCCGUCGAGUCCGUCCAAUGGUCUGCAAGACAUCAAAGACAACUACACGUCAAGCAAUCCCGAGGACUCACGUUAUGGCGAUAUUCACUACUAUAACGACGGCUCCCGUCUCUGGGACUGGACUACGUUCUGGAGCCCAAAGUUUGCCUCCGAAUACGGCUUUCAAUCGUAUCCAUCGCUUGAGACACUUCACUCGGCCUUCGAUGACAAAGACCUGGUCUACCCGUUGGCGCCUAAUGUACAACACCAUCAGCACCAUCCCGGAGGCGAUCAGACUAUUGAUAAACAGAUUGACUAUUAUUUGAGACGACCCUCGAGUGGAGGAAUCGAUCGAUUGAAUGAUUUUGUCUAUUCUUCGCAAAUAAUACAAGCGAUGGCUAUGAAGACGGAGACAGAGUUUUAUCGUCGCAAUCGUGCCAUUGAUCCCAACAGCGGUAAUGGGUAUACAAUGGGAGCCCUGUAUUGGCAACUCAACGAUAUAUGGCCGGCGCCCUCCUGGGCCUCCAUUGAACACAACGGCAAGUGGAAAGUCCUCCACUCCUAUGUUAUCCACUUCUUGGACAACCAUUUAGUCUCUCCCUAUGAAGACAGGGAUAAGAGUUUAAAAGUAUCGUUUGUGAGGGACGACUAUUUGGGAGAGUUAUCAUUCAAUUACAGCAUUAAAGUAUAUAAGUGGUCACAAAAUACAGCUAUUUAUACCAUCGAUGGAUUGGCCAAAACUGAUAGCAUUUCAGCACAAAUUAUUUACUCGACUCCCAUAACAGAUAUCCUGUCAAAAGCCAAAUGUGUGGACAGAAAUGAUUGCAUACUUUCCGUUAAUGUCAAUAAUAUGGACCAUAAAAUUAAUGCAAAUAACUUUAUGUUAUUAACGGAACCGAAAAACUCAAAACUAGUCAAACCAGAGCUCAAACUAAUUGAAGUGAAGAAGAAGUCUGUGUCUGAAUCUAAUGAUAACAAUCAUGUCUUUGAGAUCACAUUGUCUUCGCAAUCGAUCGCAGCGUUUGUUGUGAUGGACUUUAAGCCCAAA
This is a messenger RNA of Medioppia subpectinata, 1212 nucleotides long. NCBI's taxonomy places the organism in Eukaryota, Metazoa, Arthropoda, Arachnida, Sarcoptiformes, Oppiidae. The record is from the annotation of a GenBank genome assembly.